Zophobas morio is the source of this 675-nucleotide messenger RNA. RefSeq lists its product as uncharacterized. The record is from RefSeq and is a predicted model, not a curated record. The transcript is spliced from 2 exons. NCBI's taxonomy places the organism in Eukaryota, Metazoa, Arthropoda, Insecta, Coleoptera, Tenebrionidae. The coding region runs from base 1 to 675 and encodes 224 amino acids.
AUGCCGACUGCCGAAGAACUGCAACAGCAACUCCAAAAACAGCAAGAAACCAUCCGGAAGCUAGAGCACACUCCAGCCGGUCACAGACGUAGCGAACCCACCAGACAAAGAGAGGAGAAGCAGCUACGAAAGCUGAUAAACGAGAUGGAGCUAGGGGACCGACAACCAUCCCAGUUAUUCCGCGAAAUGAAGGCACUCGCGGGGCAGCAGAUGAAUAGCGAAGUCGUAAAAACGCUCUGGCUACAGCGACUUCCACCACAUGUCCAACUCGUGCUGUCUGCGAGCGAGGGAGUACCGCUGGAAAAGAUGGCAGAAAUCGCGGACAAAUUGGCGGAAAUACACAGAAGCAACGCUAUGGCUUCCAGUAUCAACGCGAUAGGCGCCACCAGCGACACGACGCGGCAGAACACCAUCGUACCAACGCAGGAAACUAACCUCAUUACGGUAAUUGCAGACCUCCAGAAACAGAUGGCGGCCUUAUCGGUAGCCGUAACUCAUCUAACCAACACGAGAGGGCGCAGUCCACAAGCACGGCAAAAUGACAGCCGAAAUCGGUCAAGGACACACAGCAGGCAACGCACGGAUCAAAAUGGCGUUUGUUAUUACCACGCCAAGUUCGGUGUAAACGCUCGAAAGUGUUUCAAACCCUGCACGUUUGUACAGACGGAAAACUAG